Messenger RNA from Toxotes jaculatrix (banded archerfish), 2736 nucleotides. RefSeq names its product elastin microfibril interfacer 3a (gene emilin3a). Bases 1 to 2736 code for a protein of 911 amino acids. Gene Ontology annotation, cellular component: extracellular matrix. The record is from RefSeq and is a predicted model, not a curated record. The transcript has 4 exons. Gene Ontology annotation, molecular function: protein binding. Lineage: Eukaryota; Metazoa; Chordata; Actinopteri; Toxotidae.
AUGCAUUUAGUGAUGGUUGCGAGUCCUUUUGUGUUCAUGACUCUGUUUUUAUCACUGGCUGAAACCAAGUUCUACAGACCAUUCCAGCAUAAAGCUGGGCUCAGUCACUACCAUGACCAAGGGAAACCCACCAGCAGACACAAGAACCACUGUGCCUAUGUCACUGAAAAGACAGUUUCCUUCACCGUGCAGGAUGGGGCAGCCCCCUACGUAAAAGCUGAGUACAACAAGUGUUCCUGGGGUCAGAAAUGUCCAACUCUGAUGUAUCGUCUGCUUUACAAACCAAUGUAUAAGGUGGCACAUAAAACCGUCACAGAGCUGGAGUGGCGUUGUUGUCCAGGCUACUCUGGUUAUGGCUGUAUGGAGCCAGUUUACCAACACCCUAUGAAAAUGAUGCCGCCAUUCAAGGGCCCGCCAAUGAAAGGCCCACAGUUUAAGGGACCACAGUACAAAGGUCCCAUGUUCAAGGGUCCCAUGUUUAAGGGACCACCUAUUAACACCGCUGUGAAAGCCAACCCAUGGAGUCAACCCAAAGGACCGCCCACCAGCAGUUUUAACCCCUACCCAAUGCCUCACUUUGGACCGCCGAGGUCCUCCUCCUACCCAGACACCUCCUUCGAGCCCUACCCGUCUGAGCCAGAGCAAGAGCCGAUGCCAGACCAUCAGGAGCCACAUCACACAGAGAAUGACCAAGAACAUGAGCAUAGCCAAGGACCUGAGGAACAUGUACUAGAGGAAAUCCCUCCUCCUUCCCCUGGUGGUGAACAGCCUGAGGGUGAGACCAUAGGUCAGGCUCUAGACAGUGAGACAGAGGAGCGGAUAUAUCGAAUGGAGGAAGAUGUGAGACGUCUAAACCAGGGUCUGGAGACACUGAGGGGGACUAUGAAUGGACUGGAGGACAGUCUACGAGCCUCUCUGAGAGAGGACGCCAACAGGAUGCUUUCAGCUCUGCUCUCUGCUACCCCUGGUCCUGUUCCUGCUCCAGCUUUAGCCUCUAGUCUGUCCACUGUAGGGUUUGCAGAGAUUCCUGGGGGAAAUCUUGAGACUGAGGGUCUAGACGGCAGACACGUGUUUCCAGGCCUUGCAGAACUGAAUGGAAGGGUAGAGGAGCUCAGGACCGAGCUGCAAGCCAAGACAGUAGAGCUGCAGGAACUCAAAGCAACAGUGAUGGGACACGAUGGAGAACUGAAGAAGCUGUCAAAUACAGAAGGAGUGGUAUCGGACUCCAAUAGCAAACUUGGGGGAAAUGCACAGAGGGCUAUGGAGAAGCUGAUGAAUGCCAAGCUUAGUGCAGCCAGGACAGAAAUUCUUGGUGGGUUUGAGAAGCGUGUGGAGAGUGCAGAGGCCCGAUGCGAGGAGAAAGCUGGAGAUGUGCGCCGCCAGUGCCAGAGACAGCAAGGCGAGGGGCAGGAGCAGAUGGAAGACGCUCUGCAGGAAAGUACCGCAGACUUGAGAACAGAGCUAAGAAACCUCCAGGCACAGAUCCACGGUUUAAAGGCUACAGAAAGCUGCUGUGGUAGAAUGAGUGGACUGGUUGAAAGAGUGCAGCUUCUGGAGACAUCAGUGGCAGGCCUCAACCAGUCCCAGGGGCACCUGAGAGUGGAGCUGGGUGGACAUAAGGACCACAUAGAAGGAAUUCUGGAGGGGCGUCUGGGGUACGUUGAGGCCAAGCUCAACCUGACAGGGCAGAUUAAAAGUGAUGAGUCUGGAAGGAGGAGGAGUGUGCCAGACAGAGCCGAGACAGGACAGGGCCUGGAGGCCAGAAUGGAGGGUAAACUGAGGGCUUUGGAGGGCCGUUUAUUGAUAGCUUUGGAGGAGCUGGGCAAUGCCACUACCCCCGCACUGCUGGAGGGUCAUACUGUUCCCACUCUGGAGACAGAACUGGAGUCCCUCCGAAGCAGACUAGAGGUGGAUGUGGACAGGGUGCAGAAACACCUGAGCAGCCUUGAGAUUCUCUGCUCCUCUUCCUGCUCCACAAUGCAAAACCCAUCUGCCAUCCAGGGAGACUCUGCUGUGCCAAGUGCUAACCUGGCAGAGGCACAGAAUGUGAAGGAGGUCCUGGACAUGCAAGAUGACCGUUUGAACACCCUGAAUGUCACACUGCAGGAUAUCCUGAAGCAUCUGACCCUCAUGGAACAACGGGAACAAGCAGAAGGAGAUGCUCCCAUUCAGGGAGAGCUCACAAUUCUCAAGUUUAAUGUCCGCUCUGUCAACCGCACCCUGAGAGGCCUCCAGGAUUCCAUUGGAACAGUUGUCCACCAGGUGGGUCAAGCUAACAGCUCCUGGCAUGAGAGAGAGGCUCGUCUAGCCCAGCAGAUAAAGGGUGUGGUCCAGCUGGUUGGACAUCAGGCUUCCAUGCUUGGGGCAGGUGAGCGCAGACUGACCCGACUUAAAGGUGAGCUGCAUGAGAUGAAGAGGCGGCUUGCAGAGGAGGUCCGGGGGUGCCGGAGCACUGCUAUGGGGGUCCAGAAAGAGGUAACUGAGGUUGGAGGGCGCGUUGCCAGUGUGGAGGACCAGUGCAAGGGCCUAAAUUACUUGGCAGAGGACCUGGAGAGAAUCAGGGAGGAGCUAGAGAGACAACCUAACGGGCUUCUCCUGCAAGUAAAUGGGACUCUCUCCAGCCAUGCUCAACAGCUGUCUGAGCUGAGAGGUGAACUCAGAAACUGCACCUCCAAGGCAGAGCCGACACAACAAAGUUUAGAGCCAAGACGAGGGGACACCUUCUCUUUGAAUUAG